AGGGCCCGUGGGCGGAGUCAGGCCGGUGGCUGAGUCGGGUUCUGCCGGUGGCGCCGCCGAGAGCUGGGCCCGCGGCGUCCGGCGCACCCCACGCGCCCCCGGCCUCGCCUGCACCCAGCUCGGGUGCCCUCGCCCCGGCCUCCGCUCGGGCCACAGGCCGGGCACGGCCGCUGCAGGAGCCGGUGGGCGCGCAGGGGCGAGGCGGCCGGGCGGACGCCAUGUCCAUGGAGGACCCCUUCUUUGUGGUGAAAGGGGAGGUCCAGAAAGCAGUCAACACUGCCCAGGGCUUGUUUCAGAGAUGGACGGAGCUCCUGCAGGACCCCUCCAUAGCCACGAGGGAAGAGAUCGACUGGACCACCAACGAGCUGAGGAACAACCUGCGCAGCAUCGAGUGGGAUCUGGAGGACCUGGACGAGACAAUCAGCAUAGUUGAAGCAAAUCCUAGAAAAUUCAACCUUGAUGCUACUGAACUGAGUGUAAGAAAAGCCUUCAUCACAAGCACUCGGCAAGUUGUCAGGGACAUGAAGGAUCAGAUGUCGGCUUCUUCUGUGCAGGCGUUGGCUGAAAGAAGGAACAGACAGGCACUGCUGGGAGACAGUGGUGGCCAGAGCUGGAGCAGCAGAGCCCCAGAUAAAUACGGGCGCCUGGACCGAGAGCUGCAGGUGGCCAACUCCCAUUUCAUCGAGGAGCAGCAGGCACAGCAGCAGCUGAUUGUGGAGCAGCAGGAUGAGCAGUUGGAGCUGGUCUCCGGCAGCAUCGGGGUGCUGAAGAGCAUGUCCCAGCGCAUCGGAGGGGAGCUGGAGGAGCAGGCAGUAAUGUUGGACGGUUUCUCCCACGAGCUGGAGAGCACUCAGUCUCGGCUGGACAACGUGAUGAAGAAACUCGCCAAGGUGUCUCACAUGACCAGCGGUAGGUAUGGCGUCUACACAGAGAACUGGCAUUGGUCCUGGACCUUGGUCUGUGGGGCUGUCUCCCAGGUGUGCCCCAGCGCCUCCUGCCGCCCAGGGCUGGGGCUGUCUCCCAGGUGUGCCCCAGCCCUUCCUGCCGCCCAGUGCUGGGGAGGUCUCCCAGGUGUGCCCCAGCGCCUCCUGCCGCCCAGGGCUGGGGCUGUCUCCCAGGUGUGCCCCAGCCCCUCUUGCCACCUAGUGCUGGGGGUGUUCCAGGGCCCACAUGCACAGGCCUGGUAUUGAGCUUGUCACUGUCGCUUGGGAAAUGGUCUUUGGGCUCCUACAUGCUUCCUCCAAGACAGCAGUAUCUUUGCAACUAGAAAAUGCUUUUUUAUAUUUCCUUCCCAAAAUAGGGAACUUACUUAAGGUAAUAAUUAAUUAAGAAGCCAGAACUGUCUCUUAUUGAUAGAGAAAUGCCUACAAUUUCAGAUGGUCUUGUGGAUCUAAUUUAAACAGUUGCGUUUAAUUUGUUGUAGAAUAGUCCAGGGAAUUUGUAUCAUGAUGGGGAUGAAGAAGUAAUCAUUUUCAAGUUAGUUAUUACAUAUCUAGAUAUACUACAAAUCUUUUUGUUUUUGACAGGCAGAGUUAGAGACAGAGAGAAAGGUCUUCCUUUUUUCCAUUGGUUCACCCCCCAAAUGGCUGCUACAGCUGGCGCGCUGCACUGAUCCGAAGCCAGGAGCCAGGUGCUUCCUCCUGGUCUCCCAUGGGGUGCAGGGCCCAAGCACUUGGGCCAUCCUCCACUGUCUUCCCGGGCCACAGCAGAGAGCUGGCCUGGAAGAGGAGCAAUCAGGACAGAAUCCGGCGCCCCAACUGGGACUAGAAACCGGGUGCCGUGCCGCAGGCGGAGGAUUAGACAAGUGAGCCACAGCACUGGCCACAAAUCUUUAUUUAUCUGAGAGAAGAACAUUCCUGUUUAUUCCCUCUCCAAGUGCCAACAAUGGCCAGGUGGGGCCAGGCCAACGCUGGGAGCCAGGAGCUCCACUCAGGUCUCUGUGUGGGUGGCAGGGACCCAAGCACUGGAACCACCACCUCUGCCUCCCGGGGUGCCCGUGAGCAGUCAGGAGCUGGGUCUGGGAAUUGAGCCCAGGGACUUGGAUGUGAGACAGAGGUGCUCUAACCCCUGACCAGACUCCAACCCCCAACCAGACCCCAGCCCCAGCCAGACCCCAACCCCCAGCCAGACCCCAACAUCAACUCCUGACCAGACCCCAAUCCCCAACCAGACCCCAACCCCAGGCCAGACCCCAACCCCAGGCCUGCCCCCAGCCCCCAGCCAGACCCCAACCCCAGGCCAGACCCCAACAUCAACCCCUGACCAGACACCAAUCCCCAACCAGACCCAAACCCCAGGCCAGACACCAACACCAACCCCUGACCAAACCCUAACCCCAGGCCAGACCCCAACCCUAGGCCAGACCUCAACUCCUGGCCAGACCCCAACCCCUGACCACCCAACCCCAGACCAGACACCAAUCCCCAACCAGACCCCAUCCCCGGCCCAGACAUUCCUCCCUUUAUUUUUUUUAUUACAAUUCAUCUCCCCUAGUACAUACGAAAUAAUAUGUCUUAAAUCAAAGAAUAUUCAGCAUCUCUUGUUCAGUUGCUGGGUUUGGACUAAGGAGGAACCAGGUGUUCUUAGACCAGGAACCGUUCCCCCAUUAGAAGGUCCCAUGUCUUGGUUCCUCAUUCUUCCAUGGUUCCUGCUGUCAAGUGCAUGUUACAGGGUCACGUAGAUGAGCCUUUGCACGAGGCUAGAUUAGAUACACGUGUGCGGGGUGGGGGUCCCUGCAUGUUGGAGUGUCUGGUUCCAGUGCUGACCCGGCUUCCUGCUGGUGCACCCCACCCUCACGGGAGACAGACAGAGUUCCUGACUCCUGUCUGUGGACUGGAGCUGCUGCAGGCAUCUGGGGAAUGAACCAGCAGAUGGGAGCUCCAUCUCUCUCUCUCUCUCUCUCUCUCUCUCUCUCUCUCUCUGUCACUCCGUUUCAAAUACAUAAGUCUUUGAAAAAUAAGUACAUGUGCAUCUUUACUCUUCAGCAGUUUAACUCAAGUUACAAAACAACUUUCUGGGACUUGAUUGCUUAUCUGUAAAAAUAGAUUGAUUCCUGAGAAUUAAAUGAAAUAACAAUAACAUAAGAGUUUGACAGAAUCUGCCAUUUAUUAGUUUGUAAGAACAACUGGCCCUGGCGACAAAGGCUCUGUAGCCAAACCAGGGGCUGCUCCCUACAUUGCCUGAAGCCAUGUGUGUGGGCAGGCAGGUGCCUGCUGGCUUCACCGUCCACACAGGCAGAGAAAGGUUUGCAAGUCUGCCUUUCUGACUCCCCUGUUCUGUCCUCUCCACCCCCACCUGUCCACUUAAAGUGGGAAGACGUCAGUGAAGUCUCAGAGCAGCGGCGUGGACGCGCCCCUCACCAAGGCAGGCAGCCAGGGCUGUGCUGAGCUGCUGCGUGCCAGGUGUGUGGCUCUCUCAGGCGUGCUUAUGCCUCCCUCUACUUUGCCACCAGAGAAGAGUUUGGGAACCAAAGUGAGGCUUCAGUGGUGUUUGUAUCAGGAGGAGCCAGGAAACAGGGCAGGUAGCCUGAAAGCCUUCAUUUUUGACAGGUUCCCUGUGUUUCCAUUUCAGUCUUCACUUGGCUCCCAGAAGAAAUCUGAGGGUGGGAGUGCCCCUCCAUGUGGGCUUCCAUGGUGGCCGGGCAGUGGGCACACGUCACGCGAAAGGGUGGGAGUGCCCCUCAGCGUGCGCAGUAGGCACACGUCCCCCAUGAGAGUGGGAGUGCCCCUCAGUGUGGGCUCCAGUGGUGGCCAGACAGUGGGCACACGUCCCCUGUGAGGGUGGGAGUGCCCCUCUGUGUGGGCUUCCAUGGUGGCCGGGCAGUGGGCACACGUCCCCUGUGAGGGUGGGAGUGCCCCUCCAUGUGGGCCUCAGUGACCAGGCAGUGGGCACACACCCCCCGUAAGGGUGGGAGCGCCCCUCUGUGUGGACCUCAGUGGUGACCAGGCAGUGGGCACACGUCCCCCACACAAGGCAACGCCUCUCCUCUUUGCAAACCAGCUCCACACUUAACUAUUUUUGUUUUUUUAAGAGUACUCAGAAAAGUUUUGUUUCACUAAUGAAGAAAAAUUUAUCCUGGAUUGAGUGCUCCUCUGUGCUCCCAAGGCAGUGCCCAGGCAGCUUGACCGUAUUCCAGAGCAAAGCUCAAAAAUACCUAAAGGGCAUAAAUGCGUGCAGCACCCGGCGAAGUGCAGCUCCCAGCGUGCGGGGCUGAGUCCCAGGAAAGCGCUGGUGGGGACGUGCUCCUUCAGAAUAUUUUACUUGGCUUUCUGGUACACUGCAUCCACAUGUAGGCUUCCGAAUGGUCCAGGAAAGACGUUAGCUCUGCACCCACUCAGACGCACACUGGACUCGGAGUGGACUCUGCGACCCCUGCUCCCUCGCUGUCAUUCUGUUCAUCUUCUCUUCAGUGGAGGGAACUGUUGAGACACCCUCGUUCCCUGCCCUCGUUCCCCUAGCUUUCCGAGUCGGGUCCUGAGCUCUCCAGUGGGUAAAAUUGUUUGCCCAAGUCCGCAGAAGUCCCUCUGCACAGGAAUCCUUGGCAGAGGUGCUAGGGAGACGCCUGCUGGUGGCGUCCCAGCACUGGCCUUGGAGGGCAGCCGCGCGGGUGGCACGUGCUUCUCUGAGCGCAGCUGUAGGCAGGGAAGUGUCGGGGCGAUGGAAAGCCCAGAGGUGGAGAUUCACCCCUCCGCUGGCCAGGGCUCAGCACAGGAGGCUUAUGGGGUUCGGAGGCAGUGGGAAGGAAGCAGUUACCUUCUCUGUAUUUUUUGUAGAUGAGUUUCAUCUGCUCACCUUUCCUUUUUUUUUUUAAUUUGAAAGUGUUAAGGAGACAGACAUCUUCCACUUGCUGGUUCACUCCCCAAAUGGCCGCAGUGGCGGGAAGGGGCCAGGAGGAAGCCAGGAGCUUCUUCCAGGUCUCCUAAGUCGGUGCAGGGGCCCAAGCACUUCACCAUCCUCUGCUGCUUUCCCAGGCCAUUAGCAGGGAGUUGGAUCGGAAGUGGAGCAGACAGGACUUGAGCUGGUGCCCAUAUGGGAUGCUGGCACUGCAGGUGGCAGCUUUACCUGCUACGCCAUGGCGCCAGCCCCUCAAUUACUCAUCUUGAUGAAGAUAGUUUUAAAUUAUUGUAAAUGUCUUUCUUCUUUUUUAAAAUAACUAUUUCUUUUUUUUUUUAGAGCAGUUUAGGUUCACAGCAAAACUGGAAGAAAAGUACAGGGUUUCAUGGACGCCUUUUCCCUGAUCACUGCGUCCACUAGCAACAUCCGUCACCACAGUGCUGACCCUGCCCGUCAUCCUCAGAGCCGGGGGGUGGGGGGGUUACACCAGGUUCAUCCCUCACCACAGUGCUGACCCUGCCCGUCAGCCUCAGAGCUGGGGGGUGGGGGGGUUACACCAGGUUCAUCCCGCACCACAGUGCUGACCCUGCCUGUCAGCCUCAGAGCCGGGGGGUGGGGGUUACACCAGGUUCAUCCCGCACCACAGUGCUGACCCCUGCCCGUCAUCCUCAGAGCCGGGGGGUGGGGGUUACACCAGGUUCAUCCCGCACCACAGUGCUGACCCUGCCCGUCAUCCUCAGAGCCGGGGGGUGGGGGUUACACCAGGUUCAUCCCGCACCACAGUGCUGACCCUGCCCGUCAUCCUCAGAGCCGGGGGGUGGGGGUUACACCAGGUUCAUCCCGCGCCACAGUGCUGACCCUGCCCGUCAUCCUCAGAGCCGGGGGGUGGGGGUUACACCAGGUUCAUCCCGCGCCACAGUGCUGACCCUGCCCGUCAUCCUCAGAGCCGGGGGGUGGGGGUUACACCAGGUUCAUCCC
Oryctolagus cuniculus (rabbit) is the source of this 5811-nucleotide messenger RNA. Lineage: Eukaryota; Metazoa; Chordata; Mammalia; Lagomorpha; Leporidae. The record is from RefSeq and is a predicted model, not a curated record.